Molecule: messenger RNA, 3979 nt
Organism: Pristis pectinata (smalltooth sawfish)
Lineage: Eukaryota; Metazoa; Chordata; Chondrichthyes; Rhinopristiformes; Pristidae
Gene: svopl
Product: SVOP-like
Exons: 16
Coding region: 224-1708 (494 amino acids)
Biological process (GO): transmembrane transport
Cellular component (GO): membrane
Molecular function (GO): transmembrane transporter activity
Source: RefSeq, a predicted model, not a curated record
GUUUUGUAGCAGAAGAGAAAAGAGGACAUUUGCCAUAUAAUGACUUUGUAACCAAAGAAAUGGAACUCACUUGCCAGCCAAUUUCUCUUUACCUUUUUUAAUGGAACAAAACAGAGAGCUCCGCUGUGUUGGAAUGACUGGAAGACCAUUCUGGUGUUGGAAAAAGUGAUGCUGAGCUUCUAUCAUUUGAAAAGAGGCUGUGAUUCCGUGUCCAAGAACCAAAAUGACCUCCAGGAAAGAAGCCCUGGUCAAUUAUAUUCACCUCGAGGAGAGCUGCACUAUUUCAUUUCCGAGAGGCCGUGGCAAACCCCAGGAAGCUCAAAGAAAAACGUACACAGUGGAAGAGGCCGUGGAAACCAUUGGGUUUGGCCGGUUCCAUAUUCUGUUGCUGUGUAUCAUGGGUAGCACGAAUGUAGCUGAGGCCAUGGAGAUCAUGCUGCUGGCUGUCAUUUCUCCGGUCAUUCGUUGUGAGUGGCUCCUUGAAGAAUGGCAGGUUGCCAUGGUUACAACCAUGGUAUUCCUUGGCUUCAUGGCAUUUAGUGGCGUUUGGGGUUUCUUUGCCGAUAGAUAUGGGCGUUGGAAGAUUCUUCUCAUAUCUACCAUCUGGAGUUCCUAUUACUCUGGGUUAACGUCAUUUGCUCACACUUACGGCUGGUUUGUUUUCCUGCGUUCCAUGGUAGGAAGUGGAGUGUCUGGUCAUUCACAAGGGUUUAUUCUCAUGAGUGAGUUCAUUCCUUCCAAAUAUCGAGGGCGCAUUUUGCCUCUGGGGCAGAUCUUCUGGCUCACCGGAUCCACAAUAGAGGUCCUCCUGGCCUAUCUAAUUGUUCCCACACUGGGCUGGCGAUGGCUUGUACGUAUUUCCACCAUACCGAGUAUCGUUCUGCUGGUGGUGUUUAAGUGUAUCCCAGAAUCAGCACGUUAUAAUGUUUCUGUCGGAGACACUCAGAAUGCCAAGGAGACCCUGAAAUACAUUGCAAAGAUGAACCGCUCCCACCUCCCUCAGGGAUCUUUGAUAGAAACGCAAACAGCAAGGAGGGGAAGUAUCUUUGACUUGGUAGAUUCUGAAUACAGACGUACAACACUGCAAUGCUGGUUCAUAUGGUUGGGAACAGCAUUCGCUUAUUAUGGGAUCGUCCUAACCAGCUCAGAACUCUUGGAAAACAAUCCUGUCUGUGGUGUAACUGAAGGAUCGCAUGAGUAUAAUUCAUUGGAGACUUGCCACUGUAAAAUGUUCAAAACGGCAGACUACCAGACCAUGGUUAUCAGCACUUUAGGAGAAUUCAUGUUUAUUCCAUUUAGUCCUUUCAUCAUCGAAACCUUGGGAAGACGGCGCAGUUUGGCAUUAAUGAUGGGAGCCUCUGGUAUUUUCUUCCUCCUCCUCAACUUCUGCAGUAGCAGGGCAUUGUUGACCACUUUGCUUUUUAUUCUUCGAGCCCUUGUGUCUGCUAACUUCAGUAUCAUCUACAUCUACACUGCAGAGGUCUAUCCCACAAUCAUGCGAUCCUUGGGACUAGGAUCCUGCAGUUCAAUGGCUCGGAUUGGAGCAAUGGUUGCACCCUUUAUAGCACAGGUCCUACUAACCACAAGGCCUAUUGCAGCCUUGUGCUCGUUCAGCGCUAUGUGCAUUAUUUGUUCCAUUUUGGCCUUCACCCUUCCAAUUGAGACCAAAGGACGAGCAAUGCAGGAGAUCAAGCCAUCUCCUGGAUAACUAUGAAUACAGUCCUGAACUCAGUGUGUGUUGGACCAGAAGAAGGAUAACCUUUAUCCUUGGCACUUUUUGCAAUAGCUUCACUAGUAAAGGUUAAGUCGUUUGCUGGACUGUAUGUACGGCGUGGCAUUUUCUCAUUACCGUUGCACCAGGGACCACAUACACAACAUUGACUCAAACUUCAUCUCCUUGUCUCACAUCCUUCAAAUGUCCAUCAUCAUAAGUGGUCUUUGACAGAGAAGGAGCAUUGAGAAAGGCUGCGAUCUGGAAGAACUGUGUUCUAUUGUCUGCACUCAGGAAUUAACCUUGCACCACAAAAUAUGGGAUAAAAUGAAAACAAAAAAAAACCUCAAAAACAAAAUUAUUUCUAAUUCCUGGAAGUGACACCUUAGCAUCAGUGGUGGGUGAGACCGUGUGAAACAUUGAAGACAAACUAAACAAGGAAAGUUUUCCCUCCCAGCUCUCUUGUGCCUUCACUUUUGCACUCAGGUCUUGACUAUGUACCAUCUCCAACUGCCAUCUCUAUUACUCCUGAACUUUACAUUCCUCUUAACCUGGAGAAAGCUGAUCAAGCUUAUCCUCUGAACAUUGUCUUGUUGCAUUUACACUUGCAAUAUCUGAGAAUUGUUGUUAACUCUUAAUUUAUUCAACACACUACAGUUAUAUUUACCUAACACGUAAUCACUAGUCUUCAAUGUGGCCAUUCCUCUGGUAAUGAACUUGCCCAUUUCUGUUCACCUUCAUCUCUGCUCUUGAAGACUAUGCCAUGACCUUCACCCUUGCAAACAUAUUCCCUCCAUUUUGUUGAUAAGAUCAUACUCGUUCACUGUUGAUCAUUUUGUUCCUCGUAAGUUCUGGAUACUUUGCACAUGUUACUCUUCCUGCUUCAUUGGCUGUGUUGAAGUCAAGAAUUCAUUAUCUUUUUUUCCAAGACCUCAAGACUGUGAACCUCCUUGCUUCCCUGAGUAUUCACUUCUUCCUACAACCCACUGGCUUAUAAAACAUGGAGUUUCUGUCCAAAUUAAUUCCAUUCAUCCUUCCUCUGCUGUUUUUGAUUUUGGUGCUACUAGUAUAAGAAGGCUGGGCUCUUUGUCAUGAAAUGUCUAUAAUGAUUUUGUAAAGGAACCGUUCUCACUAAAACUGGUCCAAUAUUACUAAAGCAGUACAUCAUUGCUUAUAUCCUUAUAAAUGAUACAACUCAAACUAACUGUGUUCUAGACAGUGAUCUUACACAUCACAGUGUUGCUGGUAAUGUCUGAAUUUGGUAUUAGUAUUGGUUUAUUAUUGUCACACGUACCGAGAAACAGUGAAAAACUUAGGUUUGUAUGCCAUCCAUACAGAUAAUUUCUAAACAUUUGUUGUAAAAAAGCAGCUUUGCAAUUGGGCUGAUUCAACGCCUGGGUUCUGUCUCUGAGAAAUUCUUCAAAUCUUGUUAGGAAAUCUACCCACAUUAGAAUAAAGGAAAUGGGAGCAGGAGCAGGCCACCAGCCCUUCUAGCCCGCUCACCCAUCAUCAAGAUCAUAGCUGACCUUCCAUCUCAACUCUCUCUUCUCGCACUGGCCCCAUAUCCCUUGAUUCCUUGGUAUACAGAUAUCUACCAAAAUCUGCUUUGAAUGAAUUCAGUGACUGAGCCUCCAGAACCCUUUAGGGUAGAGAAUUCCAAACAUUUACCACCCUUGUGUGAAGAAAUUCCUCCUCAUUUCAGUCCUAAAUAGCCGACUCCUUAUUCUAAGGCUGUAACCUGUUGUUCUGGACUCUUCAACCAGGGGAAACACGUCUCACCCUGUCAAGCCUGGUAAGAACUUUGUAAGUUCAAAUGAGAUCUCCUCUCUCUCCUAAACGCUAGAGAAUGCUGACCUAUUCCAUUCAAUCUCUCUACAUAGGACAAACCUGCCAUUUCUCAGUCAGUCAAAUAAAUUAACAGUAAAGUUAGAAUGUGUGGGCCCACAAUCUAUGUAAUGGGAGAGCCCUCGAGGGGAAUUAUCCUUUAAAAUAGGAAUGGCGACCUCUAUCAACGAGUCUGCAGUGGACCCAGAUAGGAGACGAGAUAAACCCCAUUGAAUUUUAGAAACCAUAGGUCCAGAGUCAUUCCUUCCUCCCCAGGAUGGUACAUUCACCGCAUGAUAAUAUAAUUAUGCAGUUGUCUACAAGAAACUGCAAGUACAAGUCUGUGUUUACUUUCACUUGGGAAUGUUUUGUCAUUUUCACCAUUUUGUAGGCACAUUUGUAUUGAUUGUCUUAUAAUAAACGUUGGAUUACAAUAAACUUUUA